AGAAAAGUUGAUAAUAAAGAAAAUUGGAUUUUUUUCUGCGUUUAUAUUUUGUCGUUACAUUUUCUGUUGCUGGUAAUGAAGCUCGUGGCGAUUUCACUUCGCUUAUUGUCCACUUCUCCGCCAGUUCCGCCACGUGACGGACCAAGACUAACCUCCGAGAAGAUUGUUUACAUGCUGGAGUAUUUCAAGAGCGCACGUUUCAUCGAUAUUUCCGAAUAAUGACGAGCGAGAAAGUGACGCGUAUGGAAGAUAUAUUGAAUGCGGCGCCGGUGCAAAAUAAAGACACGCCAGAGUCGUCGACUAAUGCUGAGAAACGUGAAAGACAACGUAUCCCGCGAGGCAAACCGAAAUCCGGUAGAAUAUGGAAGGAAGAGAAAACAAAGUUUUCUUCUAUAAUUAAAACGCGUGGAAUUCGGUUGUCGUUUGAUAAGAAACAAAAGUUGAGAGAAGAUUUGAAACGCGUUAAAGAGAUGUCAAGGGCAAUCAAGGCACGAAAGCAGGCGGAGAAAGAGGCCAAGAAGGAACGAAGAAGAGAAAACUUAAAGAGAGCAGAAGAGAAUAGAAAAAAGAGUGAAAUCGUGCAAGUUAUUAAAAAUACUGCAAAAAUAAAGAGGAUGAAGAAAAAACAAUUAAGAAUGAUUGAAAAGAGGGACACAACCAAUAUGUAACAUUAAAUAAAUCCGUAUAAAUAGGAUGCUUAAUUAAAUACGUAACAUAAUAAUUGUUAGAUAAUCAUUUUUAAUAAAAAAAAAAAGUUCUUCAUUCA
Temnothorax curvispinosus is the source of this 766-nucleotide messenger RNA. RefSeq names its product coiled-coil domain-containing protein 86. Lineage: Eukaryota; Metazoa; Arthropoda; Insecta; Hymenoptera; Formicidae. The transcript is spliced from 3 exons. Gene Ontology annotation, cellular component: nucleolus. The record is from RefSeq and is a predicted model, not a curated record. Bases 219 to 668 code for a protein of 149 amino acids.